This is a messenger RNA of Gigantopelta aegis, 2608 nucleotides long. RefSeq names its product zinc transporter 2-like. Gene Ontology annotation, molecular function: zinc ion transmembrane transporter activity. The coding region runs from base 231 to 1880 and encodes 549 amino acids. Lineage: Eukaryota; Metazoa; Mollusca; Gastropoda; Neomphalida; Peltospiridae. Gene Ontology annotation, biological process: response to zinc ion; zinc ion transmembrane transport. Gene Ontology annotation, cellular component: plasma membrane. The record is from RefSeq and is a predicted model, not a curated record. The transcript has 7 exons.
AGGGGGCUAGGGGGGUGGGUUCCACCAAAUCCCCGGUACACGCUCCUGUUCUUAUCAUUGGGCAUUGGGGGGAAAUAUUCAACAAUAUUGGUACAUAAUUUAUUAUUAUUAUUGUUGUACUUAUUCGAAAUUUAUUUGAACAAUUUACUGCCCAAAAAAAAAGAGAAAAAAAAAGGGUGUGGUAUCGUGUCGGACGGUCACAUGACAGGUCAUGUGAUCAUAAGCUAAAAAUGGCAGCCAUGUCAAACGGAAGUAGUGGAUUUAGAUGUUCGAACUCAUCAAAUAUUGUAUCAGACUCUGAUGUGUGUCCGAGCCGUGAUGACAUCGGACGGAAACUCGUGCACAGCGCGCAGACACUAGACGACGAUUCUGACGAUGAAUUGCUGGGAAGAAACCAAUCACUCCUCGACGUAACGCAACCUACAAACGACGAUACGGAAUCACACGAAUUUAGAAUCGGAAACUUGUCAACAAGCGAUCUCGUCGGUGGAAUCCUCCGCCGCUGCGAUAAUGACAGCGCGCACAGCCAAUCUGCGGACGGUUUGAGAGGAACGGAACUCGAACUGGCUAAUAAUGCGGACUUAUUGGAAGUAACUGAGUUGAAAAUUGAUUUCCGAGACAGAGUCUUGGGCGGAGCAGAAAGUCGCAGUGGGAGUAGAGUGGAACCUGACCAGUGUGGUAGCAGCGUCAUGGAGCCUGGUGCAGCUGGAGAAACAAACCGCGCGAGCUUCCCCCUAGACGAGAUGGACACUCCCAGUGUCAGACCCCAUCACUGCCAUACAGGACCGCCGGCUACUACAGACAUGUUGGCUCGAAACCAGAUGAUAACUGUGGUUAUUCUCUGUGUUACCUUCAUGAUAGGAGAAUCCAUAGGCGGUGCGUUGUCUAACAGUCUGGCAUUGUUCACGGACGUGGUCCAUCUCGGUAGUGAUCUCAUCAGCUUCAUCAUCAGUCUUCUCGCCAUCUACCUCUCCACGAAGCCAGCCUCACAGAAAAUGUCCUUCGGCUACCACAGAGCUGAAGUCCUUGGUGCUCUGUUCAGUGUUUUUCUGAUCUGGCUUGUUUCGGGAGUGUUGUGUUACAUCGCAGUCGAGCGAAUCAUUCACGAACAUUACAAAGAUGUCAAACCAAACGAGAUGCUCAUUACCGCUAGCCUGGGAGUUGCUUUUAAUGUUAUAAUGGGUAUAGUUCUACAUUCAGAAAGGUGUUGUCUUCACGCGACAUCACGGAAGUCGUUUGGUCAUGGUCACUCGCACACACAUUCUCAUCAUCGAACCGUGGCGAAGAACGAGUCAAGUCUGCAGCAUAGUGAAUACCAGAGGCUGACAGUCGACCAUGAUGACAAUUCUGACAUGUACUCUCCACCGCCCAUCACGGAGCACCGACACAAGAACAUCAAUGUCCGGGCAGCAUUCAUCCACGUGUUGGGAGACAUCAUUCAGAGUUUAGGGGUCCUGGUGGCCGCUCUUAUCAUUAAAUUAAAGCCCGAAGAGAAGUAUCGUUUAGCAGAUCCUAUUUGCACAUUCCUGUUUUCCUUAUUGGUUCUCAUCACAACCUUCACAGUGCUACGAGACUCACUCCGGGUUAUGCUGGAAGGAGUGCCAAAAGACCUCAACUAUGCAGUGUUGCGGAACGCUCUGUCGUCUCUACGAGGGGUCCGAUCCGUGCACAGUCUCCACAUUUGGUCUCUCACCAUAGAUCGCAACUCAGUCGACGUUCACCUCGCAAUAGAUGACAGCGUGACGAGCGAUGCAGUGUUGGAGGAGGCGACGGAGUUGUUACAGCAUGACUUCAAAGUGUUCCACACAACCGUCCAGGUGGAACGCUACCACGCGGAGGUCAUGGACAACUGUCACCAGUGCCAGGACGCCAAGCCCUGAUCCCUGCCACACAGUUACAGUUAGAUUACAUGUGUCACAUACAAAUAUAGAUUACUGUUACAUGUAUGACAUAUUAAUCUGUAUGACAAAAACCAUAUUCGUGACUAAACACAAUUACGUUUAGGUUACAUGUGUGACAUAAAUACAUAUAGCUUACAUGUGUGACCUAUGAAUAUAGGUUACAUGUAUAACAUAUAAAUCUGAAUGACAGAAACUGUAUUCAUGACCAUGGAAAGUGCCUUUGAAAUGUUUAGAAAUUUGUUCUCUGCAUCAGAACAGAGAGUCAAGUACAGGAUUGUAUGUGAAGUGGGAGAAAUCCUCAUCACAGUGGAACAUUUUGUUACUGCAAACGACUGACACAGAUGUGGAAAAUGAGGAAUUCUCAAAGUAUCUGGAAUACUGUCAAAUACAAGAUGGAAAGCAGAAUCCGCUUGUGAAACUGUUUACUAGAAAGUAUUUUGAGCAGCAUUUGCUGCCUGUUCCCAUCAAUUUCGAGCCCUGAUUGAAUGAGCCUACAAAAUGUGGCCUGAAAAUAUAACCUUAAUUUGUCUCGGAAAGAAUUUUAUUCAUAUACUGAUGGAAAGAAAUAAGGCAACACACCGAAUUGUAGAAUUGGCGUAGUAAUGUCUGUAUUUCAUACCAAGUUGUAAUGUGGGAUUGAAUGUCUGUAGUGUUGAAUGUGCUGCCUAUAUGUUCCCAGUCAACUUCUGACAAUAUGAAUUGAUUUU